AUUACAACCAUAUCUUCAUCUCUUUCGCUUUAUCGAAGGUAUCGAAUAGUAUUCAAAGACACAACAGCUAGUCUUUGCAUCUAUGGCAAGCAAACUGCUUCUCUGUUACGUUUUUCUUCUCUGCCUUGUAUCAUCAUCUGAUUUUUCUGGAAUAUCUAAACCAUCUUCGUCCAAGGUCUCGCUGGACCUGUACUACGAGUCACUCUGUCCGGACUGUACUUCCUUCAUAGUUAACCACCUCACAAAGCUCUUCGAAGACGAUCUCAUAUCAAUCGUCGAUCUCCAUCUGUCUCCUUGGGGCAACUCCAAGCUUCUCCCCGAUAAUGUCACCGUCGUUUGCCAGCACGGUGCGUUUGAAUGCUUCUUGGACACCGUGGAAGCUUGUGCGAUUGAUGUUUGGCCUGAACUGAGCGAUCACUUCCCUUUCAUCUACUGUGUUGAGAGUUUGGUGAUUGAAUACAAGUACUACACGUGGGAGACUUGUUAUGGGAAGCUCAAUCUGAACUCGAAACCUGUUGCUGAUUGCCUCAGCAGUGGACAUGGAAAAGAGCUUCAGUUGCAGUAUGCUGCUGAAACAAGUGCACUGGAGCCGCCUCAUAAAUACGUGCCUUGGGUAGUCGUGGAUGGUCAGCCACUUUAUGAGGAUUAUGAAAACUUUAUAAGCUAUAUCUGCAAGGCUUACAAAGGUGAUAAAGUGCCUGCCGCGUGUGCCAAAUAUUCUUCCUUUUCCGCAGUGUCAAAGUGAAUCGCUUCAUACGAUGAGUUUUAUUCUCUUUCUGUUGUGCUAUGUUGCAUGAUACCCUGAAAGGCUUAUAUAGUUCUGAAAUAUUAUGAUAUGUAUGUUUUAUUAUCAGAAUGUAAAACGUUUCGUUUGUGUGAGUGACCUCAAGUCUUGAGUUGAUAAAUGGAACAUUUCG
This is a messenger RNA of Eruca vesicaria subsp. sativa (arugula), 917 nucleotides long. The record is from the annotation of a GenBank genome assembly. Lineage: Eukaryota; Viridiplantae; Streptophyta; Magnoliopsida; Brassicales; Brassicaceae.